GCUCAGACACUUGCACAGAAAAGAAUAAAAAGCGGAGAGAGAGUGUGAGAGAGAGAGAAAGCGCGAGAAAAUUCGUAGGUUCACACUGCUACGUUAAUGGCGGUUAGGGUUUUCUACUGAUCUCCGGGAACCCUAAUCACCUGCCUCUGCCCUCGUCUUCUCUCUUUUGCCCGCCCUCAAAACCCUAAUUGAAAGUUUUGUCAAAUUCUCCUGUUCGAUUCAGACUCUUACCCAAUUACCCAAUUUUAGCUACGAAACUUGAAUCGCAGAGUAGGGAGCUCCGAUGGGUGCGCCGGAGAAAUCACAGGCCAAUACCAAUUCGAUGCAGCGUGUUAAGGUCUACCGUCUGAAUGAAGAUGGAAAAUGGGAUGAUCAGGGAACAGGCCAUGUUACGGUUGACUAUAUGGAGAGAUCAGAAGAGCUGGGUUUAUUUGUUAUUGAUGAAGAAGAUAAUGAGACAUUACUUCUGCAUCGUAUCAGUUCGGAUGAUAUCUACAGAAAGCAAGAAGAUACAAUUAUCUCAUGGAGGGAUCCAGAAUAUUCUACGGAAUUAGCUCUCAGCUUUCAGGAGUCUACUGGCUGCUCUUACAUAUGGGACCACAUAUGCAGUGUCCAAAGGAAUUUACAUUUUAAUUCUCUUAACAAUGAGACAUUUCACAGUGCAAACAGUGAGUUAAGGGAGCUACCUGUGGUUGAGCUAUCGACACUUCCUUUAAUCCUGAAGACUGUAGCUGAGAGUGGCAUUGCUGAUCAGAUGCGAUUGACAGAACUGAUAUUGACUGAUCAAGAGUUUUUCCGAAAGCUCAUGGGCCUAUUUAGAAUCUGUGAAGACUUGGAAAAUGUUGAUGGUCUACACAUGAUAUACAAAAUAGUAAGGGGGAUCAUUCUGCUGAAUAGUCCUCAGAUCUUUGAGAAAAUAUUUGGUGAUGAUUUAAUCAUGGAUGUCAUUGGUUCCCUUGAGUAUGACCCUGAAGUACCUCAUGUCCAACACCAUCGUAACUUUCUAAAAGAGCAUGUUGUUUUUAAGGAGGCCAUACCGAUUAAAGAUCAUAUGGUUCUGUCAAAGAUACACCAGACGUAUAAAGUUGGAUAUUUAAAGGAUGUUGUUUUGGCUAGAGUACUGGAUGAGGCCACGGUUGGAAAUCUCAAUUCCAUAAUUCAUGCAAACAAUGCUAUUGUUGUUUCUUUGCUAAAGGACGACAGUACCUUUAUUCAGGAAUUGUUUGCUAGGUUAAGGUCACCAUCCACCUCUGCAGAAUCUAAAAGGAACUUGGUAUAUUUCUUGCAUGAGUUUUGUAGUUUAAGCAAAAGCCUGCCAAUGGUCCAGCAGCUCCGCCUGUUUAGGGAUCUCAUGAAUGAAGGAAUCUUUGACAUUGUAACCGAUGCUUUGCAGAGUCAAGAUAAAAAGCUUGUACUAACUGGGACAGAUAUCCUCAAUCUUUUCAUGAAUCAGGAUCCAAACCUUCUUCGUUCAUAUGUUGUUCGUCAGGAAGGAAUACCACUUCUAGGACUCUUGGUUAAAGGAAUGAUUACAGAUUUUGGGGAAGACAUGCACUGUCAGUUUCUUGAAAUUCUUCGUAGUCUACUAGAUUCAUACACAUUGUCAGGAGCUCAGAGAGAUGCAAUUAUCGAGAUUUUCUAUGAGAAGCAUCUGGGUCAGUUAAUUGAUGUUAUAACAGUGUCAUGUCCUUUGGAAGGCAAUGCUCAAUCAAUUGAUCAAAAUGUCGCGAAGCCUGAAAUACUGUCAAACAUAUGUGAAUUGCUCUGCUUUUGUGUUCUUCACCAUCCAUACAGAAUAAAGUGUAACUUUCUUCUUAAUAACGUCAUAGAUAAAGUUUUGUUGGUAACACAAAGAAGGGAAAAGUAUCUAGUUGUUGCUGCAGUUCGAUUUGUUCGCACUAUUCUAUCCCGUCAUGAUGAGCAUCUGAUAAAUCAUAUUGUUAAGAACAACCUUCUCAAGCCGAUUGUAGGUGCAUUUGUUGGUAAUGGAAAUCGAUAUAACCUGCUCAACUCUGCUGUUUUAGAACUUUUUGAGUUCAUUCGGAAGGAAAAUCUGAAAGCAUUGGUCAAAUACUUGGUUGAUUCAUUCUGGGAUCAGUUGGUCAAAUUUGAGUUUUUCGCAUCCGUUCAAGCACUAAAAGUAAAAUAUGAGCAGUGCCUAGAAAGUUUUGGACCAAAAGGAAGCACCAAUGUGUCAGACCCUAGAAAACGAACUGAUGAGCGUGCUUUGGAGAAAGAAGAAGAAGAUUAUUUUAAUGAAGACAGUGAUGAAGAAGAUACAGCAUCUGCAUCCAUGCCAAACACCCAGAAAGUACAGGCACAACCUCAGCCUGUAUUAUCCAAUGGUGUUGCUGCAAACCAUCCACCAUCCAGUCCAAGGUCUGUCGGGCUGGUAGAUUAUGAUGAUGAUGAGGAUGACGAAGACUACAAGCCACCGCCCAGGAAACAUCCCGAAACCUCCGAUGAAGAUGAAGGAACAAUGGAGUCCCUUAGGUUGAAGCGGAAAUUGGCUUCUAAGGAUAGGGAGCCCGAGCUUGCAAAGAGGCAACGGUUAGGUAAAAACUCCAAGCCAAAAGAAAGUGUGUUUGCUGCUUUGUGUACAACUCUAAGCCAGGCAGUGCUACCGAAUAAGAAAACUGCAAGCAACAUGCAUACAACUCACACAGCUGAUGGGAUCAGCAACUCAGGUGAAGGGAAAAAUCAAGAAAAUGAGCAUGCUGUUUCUAGGAGCUGUGCUGAUAGCAACAAUUCAGAGGAUGAGGAUAAUAGAGAGAAGGAGCCUGCCACUUCUAGAGGCUGCUGCGAUCGCUUGCAUGGCACUUCGGAGAAUAGACAGUUGGGUGGAGAGGACUGCCCAUUGAUACCACCGAAAUCCUCACCAGAAAUGGCUGUAAAUGGAUCCUGAGUUGUAUUUUAGAACCAUAGCCAGUGCAGUUACUACUUUGUGUUCUUGAUGCAACUUGUGAAUGUGUGCUUGGUGCCAGAAAGAGGUCCUAGGCAACAGAUGAACAACAUACUUUGAAAGAGAGGAAGUGAACCUGCAGAAGAGGAUGAAUUUUGGUCUAUGGCUGGCUUCCAUCGAUGGUAGGAGCGAAUACUGUAUAGUGUGCCAUUGCGACGCGGAAAAAAGAAAGUCAUACUCUCACAAUGUGGGGCCUGUCUUCUCAUCUUCACUUGGCCUUUUUGGGGCUUUGAAGUAUUUGCUUUUGUAAAACAUUCAAUCAGCAUUUGAUUUUCUAUAUCCAAUUUUAUCUUUUUUGCUUUUGGUUUUUGAGGUUCCCCCUUUUGUUCACAAGUUUGUGUUUCUUCAUGUUGGCUCUUUUUUGGCUUGUGAUAGAUAGGGCACCAAUACGUGCCCUGUAUGGUGGUGGGUAUACCUCUGAUGUUAAAAAAGUUUUAGUGGUGGGUGAGUGGUUGUAAUAGAGAGAGAGAGAGAGUGUGUGUGUGUGUGUGUGUGUGUGUGUGUGUAGGGAGUGGGUUUAGAGGCCAAUUUUCUUCAAAUGUAGUAGUAUGAGUGGAAAUUUUCAAUUUGUAGCUCACUGUAAAUUAGUUAUUGACUUUAUAAUUAUCCAAGAAAGCUUUUGAAGGUU
This is a messenger RNA of Prunus dulcis (almond), 3590 nucleotides long. RefSeq names its product serine/threonine-protein phosphatase 4 regulatory subunit 3. Bases 284 to 2905 code for a protein of 873 amino acids. Lineage: Eukaryota; Viridiplantae; Streptophyta; Magnoliopsida; Rosales; Rosaceae. Gene Ontology annotation, biological process: protein dephosphorylation. Gene Ontology annotation, molecular function: protein phosphatase activator activity. The record is from RefSeq and is a predicted model, not a curated record. The transcript is spliced from 24 exons. Gene Ontology annotation, cellular component: protein phosphatase 4 complex; nucleoplasm.